This is a messenger RNA of Phyllopteryx taeniolatus (common seadragon), 3068 nucleotides long. RefSeq names its product SWI/SNF related, matrix associated, actin dependent regulator of chromatin, subfamily d, member 1 (gene smarcd1). Gene Ontology annotation, cellular component: nucleus; SWI/SNF complex. Lineage: Eukaryota; Metazoa; Chordata; Actinopteri; Syngnathiformes; Syngnathidae. The record is from RefSeq and is a predicted model, not a curated record. The transcript is spliced from 13 exons. The coding region runs from base 915 to 2324 and encodes 469 amino acids. Gene Ontology annotation, biological process: regulation of transcription by RNA polymerase II.
CAAAAACUAGAAAGAUAGAUUCACACAAUGACUCAUUAAUAAUGUAAAAUAAACAACAAAAACAAAGGUGUAUUGAGGAUACUAUCUAAUCUAUUCUAACCCAUAAAAAAGUGUUAAAUGUUGCUUGCUGUUGUAUAGUACGUUAUAGAUAUAGUCACAGUGGUUUAAAAUACAACUGCAACACCCUCAAUUUAGGCACUUUUUAUACCCUCACUGACAUUCAAGAGCUAACUUUUGAGCCUAUAUGAAUUCAGUUGCGAACCAAAACAGCAGCACGUCAGCAGUUUGUGUGAAGUCUUAGUGCAAGUUGUUGUCUAGUAUUUCCAUUUCUUUCUGCCCUAAUCUACUUCUGUUCUUAUUCCUUUUUACGUUGUUUUAAACGCCCAAUUCUCUACUGCAACUUUUUUUUUUUUUUGUAAUCAGAAAUGCCAUUUUACAUUCACAGUCAAUUAAGCUGACUCUUUGUACGUGCAGGCUGGCACCAAAGAUUCUUCUUGGCAAAUAUCUGCCAAUGUUUUCCCCUGCAAGGGUACACCUGUAUUUAAAUCUUUAAUAGUAACAUUUUCUCGGCGGCCCUCCAUUGUCAAGAGAGUGGGUUGCCUAGUGACAGGCAACUCCGCUGAAAAGAUGUUGUUUUUCCCUUCCCCGAGCAUCCUUGACUGCUUUCAUUCAUCCCUGCAGCCCAGCGUUUGCGCGCUAAAUGGUGUCAACCUCGCUUGUUCUCGGGUACUUCAAGGCCGCGCAGAUGUGCGUGCGUGCAGAGCAUGUGGGGGGGAAAAGGCGGCGCAUCUCGAUAAGCCGUUUUUUGUUGACGUCAAGUCGUCAUCUGACGCCACCUCCCCGCUGGAGGGGGACAGGCGUUUUUGUGAUUUGUCGUGUCGUCUCUUCGGCGGCCACUUUCGACCGCUGCGUCCAUGCUGUCUGAUACCAGAAGUCGGCUCUUUGAGUUCUUGGCUCAUGGCUUGAGACCAGGCAUGCCUCCAUCCAGCCGCAUGACCCCGCAGGGACCCGCGAUGGGCCCCCCGGGCUACGGCGGCAGCCCCGUGUCCCGCCCAGGGAUGCCCGGCGUGAUGGACCCGUCUCGCAAGAGGCCCGUCCCGCAGCAGAUCCAGCAAGUUCAGCAGCAGAGCCGCAACCAGCAUACAAAAAAGAAGAAGAUGGCUGAUAAAAUUCUACCUCAGAGGAUCAGGGAACUGGUCCCGGAGUCUCAGGCUUACAUGGAUCUACUGGCCUUUGAGAGGAAGCUGGACCAGACCAUCAUGCGCAAGAGGCUGGACAUCCAGGAGGCCCUCAAGAGGCCUAUUAAGCAAAAGAGAAAGCUUCGUAUCUUCAUAUCGAACACCUUCAAUCCAGCCAAGCCCGACGCAGAGGAUGGUGAGGGCACUGUUGCAUCAUGGGAGCUUCGCGUGGAGGGGCGUCUAUUGGAAGAUACGGCCGUAUCCAAAUAUGAAGCCACCAAACAGAAAAGAAAGUUCUCUUCCUUCUUCAAGUCUCUGGUGAUAGAGUUGGACAAAGAUCUUUAUGGACCCGAUAAUCACCUGGUGGAAUGGCACAGGACCGCAACCACCCAGGAGACUGAUGGCUUCCAGGUAAAGAGGCCCGGCGACGUGGGUGUUCGCUGCACAGUCUUGCUCAUGCUCGACUACCAGCCCCCGCAGUUCAAGCUGGACCCUCGCCUGGCUCGCAUGCUGGGCAUCCACACCCAGACCCGGCCUGUCAUCAUCCAGGCCCUGUGGCAGUACGUCAAGACUCACAAGCUGCAGGACCCCCACGAGCGAGAGUUCAUAAACUGUGACAAGUACCUGCAGCAGAUCUUCGAGACCCAGAGGAUGAAGUUCUCGGAGAUCCCGCAGCGCUUGCAUGCGCUGCUGAUGCCUCCCGAGCCCAUCAUCAUCAACCAUGUGAUCAGCGUGGACCCCAACGAUCAAAAGAAGACGGCGUGCUACGACAUUGACGUGGAGGUGGAUGACACGUUGAAGACCCAGAUGAACUCCUUCCUGCUGUCCACCGCCAGUCAGCAGGAAAUAGCAGGCUUGGACAAUAAGAUCCACGAAACCAUCGAGACCAUCAACCACCUGAAGACCCAGAGAGAGUUCAUGCUCAGCUUCGCCAGAGACCCUCAGGGCUUCAUCAACGACUGGCUGCAGUCGCAGUGCAGAGACCUCAAGACCAUGACGGAUGUGGUGAGCAACCCAGAGGAAGAGAGACGGGCCGAGUUCUACUACCAGCCGUGGGCUCAGGAGGCCGUGUGCCGCUACUUCUACUCCAAGGUGCAACAGAGGCGACAGGAACUGGAGCAGGCGCUCGGAAUCAGGAACACCUAAAGUUAACUGUAGGAUGGCCGUGGAGGAUGUCGACUCGUUUUAUUUUUUUACUACCACUUUUUUCUUGUUGAUUUGCUUCUCGAGCACACAUUUUCCGCCUCCCCGACAAUGUCUUAACCUCCAAACAUUCCUGUAGUCAACAACACCCAAGUGCCAAAGUGAGCACAAAACGCAUCUAAAAAAAUAAAAUUACAACAAAACAAACACGUGUCCCGUUGGGUUUUAUAUUGUAACCGAUCAGGAUGUCCCAUACUCAAACUCUUCUUGUUUUGACCAGGUGCCAUGCCGUUCUUUUUUUUUUUUUUCUUUUUUUUUUUUAAUAUUAAUUAUGAACUAUGUAUAAUAUCAUGACUUGUCUUGUUAGCUAGUACAGAUGAUGAUCAAGGAAGUAGCUAGUUAGCAGUACCUCUAGUCCAAAUAGUUUUGUACAUACUGAGGCAGAAGAAUGACGAAUGUGAAGUUGUACCUCUUUAUCCCAUCAGAUGUUUUGUUUUGGUUUUUUCCUUCGUCAAAGCUCAGAUAGUAGACGCUGUAUUUAUGAGAAUAAUGAGAAUAGUCAGCGGCGAUUACUGAAGUGCAGCAAAGGCAUAGGUGAUGUUGAAAAAGUUGAUUAGUAUGAUGAAAUGCUGCGAUUGAUAAUGUCUGGUGUGAAACAACACUGUAGUAAUUAUUUGAAGCUUUUUGAUGGACCAAACCUAUUUUUCUGUAUCUUCUUAUGUCAUAAUAAAGGAUAUGUAAAACCUA